Messenger RNA from Aplosporella prunicola CBS 121167, 1640 nucleotides. RefSeq lists its product as uncharacterized. The record is from RefSeq and is a predicted model, not a curated record. Lineage: Eukaryota; Fungi; Ascomycota; Dothideomycetes; Botryosphaeriales; Aplosporellaceae. The transcript has a single exon. The coding region runs from base 162 to 1511 and encodes 449 amino acids.
GCGAACCACCAACAUCCUCUCACCCUCCCACGCCUCCUCACCUCUUGCCUCUGAAGGUAUCCCAGAAUCCUAGCCUCAUCCAAGCUCUUCCACGGCUUCCCACGGCACCUUUUCUUUCUACCUGUAAACUCACACGCCAACCACAAUCUUCCACCACUAACAUGGGGUCGGAUUCACGUACACCCUCACCCCCAGGCCCAACCAAUAUCCCUCAUGUCGAAAAGAGGAGGCUCGCAAGAGAGCACCGUGGCAUGCUGCUGGAUGCGACUUUUUCCACAAACCUCGAAGUUCCCCGAGCGCCCACAACGCCACGGUCUCUAAGCCUCGAGCUGUCCAACCAGGGAAAAGACCUUGACCGGGAGCAAGAACACUUAGAACGGUGCUCAAGCAAGCCCCUAGGAAACGAUCUCACAAGAGCUGGCGUCAAGGAAUAUGUUGACAAACGCUUCGAAUACACCGAGAAGUACCGUGACUUCUUAAGACAGAGCCGUAAUGAACUCGCUAGAAAAGCCAGCGAGCAACUCGUGGACGAACCUGAAGCUAAACUCUUGCGCCAAGAUAUCGAUGAAGCCGAUUAUGCCGUUCUUAGGGAACGCGCAGCUCUUGCGAACAGGCGCGCCGUGGUCGAGUUCAAGAUGUUGAUAGGAGACCAGUCGAAAACCUUAAUCCAUGGUUAUGCAACGGCGAUCAUCGGCGCACUUCCUGAACCAUAUGGCUCUAGAUUGAAGAAAGAUAGUCGGAACAAGUCUGACCAGUCAGAUUUCAGAAGCUGUCUUAUCAAGGCUUACCAGGACGAUAACACAGACAAUGGACGUAAGCUCUGGUGCCCUGUUACUAAGAAGUUGCACAACAAAAAAUACGUCAAAGCCGCGCACAUCGUCCCCUACGGUAUUGGCGAGUACAACGCGGCUAAGUUAUUCGGCGUCCCUCUUAAAGAUGGGUUCACCAAGAUCUGGAACGAGGAGAAUGGUCUUCUUCUAAAUUCUGAAGUAGAAGAAGCAAUGGAUAGGUGCCGACUUGUCAUAGUUCCGGACCAUGAUGUUAAGGGCGCACUCAAAGUCAAACUCCUCACCGCCACCGAAUUGGAAUUGGACGAUCUUAUCUGCGAGGGAAGCGGUGGCAAGGAUGUACGAGUGCGCGACCUACAGGAUGUUCAACUUGAGUUCAAGACGCUUGCACGCCCUGGCCUCGAAUACCUAUACGUCCGAGCUCUUGUGUCGUGGCUUUGCCGACGGCAGGCCGCUGUGCCAGGAUGGGAGAAGGAUCGUGAGAUCAUUUCGACGGGCAAGUACUGGGGUAGGCCCGGCAAGUGGCUGCGCAACAGCACCAUCAUUGCAAUCGCGGCAGAAAUCGGAGACAUAGUGGACCCCAAGGACUUGGAAGACAUUAUUGGCGAAGACGAAAAGUUGGAAGAGCCAACGGAGGAUGAUAAAACGCUGGCGGUAGCGCUUCGACACAACGUUGCGGCUCUGGCUGUUCGCGAGAACAUGCUAGACGAAGAUGAAGAAUAGCGCUUCUCCGCCUGCGAAACCUAUCAUCCGUAAGUCCUUAGUAUUGGCUGCAAUCAGUCUUUCGGAAAUGCAGCUUUGGGCGACGGCGGCAGACACUCUUCACACACAGAUUGCAAAAGUUUGGCUGGA